AUGCCACAGCGUUAUUCCGAGAAUUUGGUUGAAAAUAAUAAGAUACAAAAGGACCGUAUACAAUCGGUGAAUACGCGCGGCUUCGUCGAGAGCGAUUCAUCGCUUCAACGCACGACCGUAUGGUAUUUUAGAAAAAAUUUUGACAAUAUCACCAAUAAUCGCGCUUUUCUACACUCGAUAGAGUCGGAAUUGAUUGGAAAAUUACGCGAAUGUGUGAGUGUUCACCCAAUUAAAUACGAUCUCAAAUUGGAGACCACCUAUGUCAUAUCUGCAGAAGUGGACAAUAUCACCGAAAACCACACGUUCACCUCUCCAGCUAGACAAUUAUUUGUGUACAGUAACGUCGUGGGAUUAGUCGAUUGCGAUCUUACUCUUCUUCUCACCAAAGAAAAAACUUUCGCUGGCAAAGAUCGCAGGUUCGCCUUUAUAUCGUAUAUUGGUGGACUGACCUUAGGCGUGCACCAGUACAACCCACCGAUAGACAGUUGGUCAUACUUAACGUUGCCGGAAAAUAUUAUAAAUCGAAAGGCUGUAGUUAACCCACAAAACAUUGAUCAGCUGUGCUUCAAGUGGGCUAUUCUGGCAAAACACGUAUCAAAAUACCGUAGUCGAGUAGGUACGAAUUAUUUUAACGAGGCGCACCGUUACGACUUUUCCGUGUUAUCCGUCCCCACGACUGUAUCGGAGAUAACAUUGUUCGAGCGAGCGAAUCCAGGUACGUCCGUAAACGUAUAUGGUCUUAAAUAUAAUAGAACAUUUUCGGCACAAUUGAUGGUGUACCCGCUGCGAGUGACCGACGAAGAGAUGCCGAAUCAUUUUGACUUGUUGUUGAUCACUGGCUCGGAAAACAAAAAUCAUUAUACAUACAUUUCAAAUUUCUCUCGGCUCGUUAGUUCACAAAUAAAUAAAAGUCAACGUCGUUUAAUUUUUUGCAAAAAGUGUUUCAAAACUUUUAACUUCCAGCCUAGGAAGUAUAAAUUGUAUGGUGCCGAUGCACUAGCACAGCAUCGCUUGGUAGGUAACUGUGUUUUCAAUCCAAUUACUGCUUUAAUGCCAUUUUCACGUCAUUCAUGA
Metopolophium dirhodum (rose-grain aphid) is the source of this 1074-nucleotide messenger RNA. RefSeq lists its product as uncharacterized. The transcript has a single exon. The record is from RefSeq and is a predicted model, not a curated record. Lineage: Eukaryota; Metazoa; Arthropoda; Insecta; Hemiptera; Aphididae. The coding region runs from base 1 to 1074 and encodes 357 amino acids.